Molecule: messenger RNA, 1662 nt
Organism: Papaver somniferum (opium poppy)
Lineage: Eukaryota; Viridiplantae; Streptophyta; Magnoliopsida; Ranunculales; Papaveraceae
Exons: 7
Coding region: 1-1662 (553 amino acids)
Source: RefSeq, a predicted model, not a curated record
AUGAACUGGAAGGUGCUGCCAUGGACGAGCAAGGUCUGUGCUCGACAGGAAGAGAUGAAAGAGGAGAUUGCUGCCAUUGGCAGUGAUAAGAAGAAUGAUCGGAGACGGCAUGGAGCUAGAUGGUUGGGCACUAGAACGAAGCUCGGAGCUAUGGACGAUGGCAGUAGUGGAGAAGUUCGUGAUGAUCACGAUGAUGUUGGAAAGAAUGGGAAGAUGUGUGGUGGAGCCGACCGGAAGAGACAAGCCCUGACUUGUCUCAGUUGGCAGCUUUUGAAAGUGGUACUUAAUCUCUGGCACCUAAACGGUGGGAUUACGAAAGUGGAGCUGAAGUCGAGUCUGAUUCAUCAUUUACCGAAGUUCAAGGGACUUCCGGGUGAAGAUCCAAACCGUCAUCUUCAAAAUUUCCAGCACAAGAUGACAAGUCUUAGGCAAGGUACCGAAGACAGUGAUACAGCAAUGCUGCAAGCUUUUCCGUUCUCUUUGAUAGAUAUGGCGGAAGAAUGGAUGUAUUAUCUUCCCCCAGGGAGUAUUACAACAUGGAGUGAAAUGAAUAAACUAUUUCUUGAGAAAUAUUUUCCUGCUUCCAAGGCGGCCGUUGUUCGCAAGGAGAUUAGUGGCAUUCUGCAGAUUACCGGAGAAUCUCUUUAUGAAUAUUGGGAGAGGUACAAAAAGUUGUUGGCAACAAGCUUGAUUGAGAGCAUGGCUUCGAACGCUCAAAAAUUCUACACCAGAAACAACUCAAGUGUUAGAAGAGUUAGCGAGAUAGGAGAAUCUACACAAUCAGAGCAACGAAUAAACAACAUCGAAAAGGUAGUGCAAAGAAUGGCAGCAGUAAUUAUUCCUACAUAUGAAGAAGAGUCUGAACAGGUGAAUGUUGUGUUCCCUAAUCAGAGGCCAGGAUAUAAUCCAUAUUCUAAUACCUACAAUCCAGGAUGGAAAGAUCACCCCAAUUUCAGCUACGCAAACAAGCAAGCUGCAGCUCCUAACCCAUAUGCUCGGCAAGGUGGUUUUCAACAACCACAAAUCCCGUCACAGUCGCAAUCUCAAGUUCCCAAGGAUGACGUAUCUGAGAAGAUGAUUACUAUGAUGCAAGGUCUCUCAUCUAUGUUCCAACAUAGUCAACAGAAGACCGACUCUGCGAUUAAAGAUCUACAUACUCAGAUAGGGCAAAUGGCAACUGAGAUUAAUCAACUGAAGGCGCAAGCAUCAACAAAGCUUCCAUCACAAACUUUUGUGAAUCCAAGAGAGAAUGUUAAUGCAGUACUUUUGAGGAGCGAAAAGCAGACAGAAGAGCCAAAACAACAAGAAAAGGCUAGUCACGAUUUUGAAAAGGAAGUAGAGGUGGAAACUUUUCUAAAGGAAAAGCCAACUUCAACAGGCCAAACUAAGGACACGGUGGGAGAAAGUGCUUCAGACAUGUUACUAAAAAAGAUUCCUACAAAAUUCAAAGAUCCUGAUGGUUUUACAGUGCCAAUUAAUAUUGGUGAGAGACGGUUUGAACGUGCUUUGCUUGAUUUUGGAGCAUCCAUAAGCGUGAUGUCAGCCGAUGUUUAUGAUUGUUUGAACCUGGGAGCGUUAAAAGAGACGGGGAUUAUUAUUCAAUUGGCUAAUAAGUCUAACAUAUAUCUAAAGAAUUUCUUAUGUAUAAUGUUGUCGAGUUAA